This is a messenger RNA of Diatraea saccharalis (sugarcane borer), 5532 nucleotides long. NCBI's taxonomy places the organism in Eukaryota, Metazoa, Arthropoda, Insecta, Lepidoptera, Crambidae. The record is from the annotation of a GenBank genome assembly.
UGUUCGCCGCUCGCUAUUCGUCACUCCGCCGCCAGGCACCGUCGCGUGCGGAUGUCGUCGUCGCGAAAUUUAACCGCAUGUUGAUCGUGUUCUAAAUAUUUAUUCGCGUGUGACGCUAUGAUAUAACGUUUAUAAAAUAAAUUUUUAAGUUGUCGUGUUUAUUUAAAAUUAAGCUAAAUGAUGGGUGUAAGCAAUUGCGUAAGCGUGAGGCAGGCGAGAGGACCAUGCCACUGCCCCGCUUGUCCUAGGGCUUCAGGCCACGGUGCUCAAAUGCCUCCCCAGACCCUGGUGUUGCCACCGAUGGCAUUGGAACAGGAGACGACGCCUGUGAAAGACAAGAAAGGCUCCAAAAUGAAAGUUUUGAAGAAAAUCAAGAAAAAAAUCGGAUUAGCGCCUCGCACGUCCUGCACAGGUGGCACUCCGAAUAAUCUGCCGCCCCUGAGCUUCCACAACGUGCACGGGGAAAAUGUGAGGGUGUCCAGGGAUGGCUCCGUCGCUAGAAGGGUGGAGUCUUUCUGUAAGGGAGUGGCGUUCAGUGCUAGACCAGUGCGAGUCAAUGAAAAGGUGUGCCUUCGCUUCGUUGAAAUUUCCAAUAGCUGGAGUGGAGUAAUUCGCUUCGGUUUUACCAGUAAUGAUCCGGCGGCCUUAACGCAUUCCCUGCCUAAGUAUGCCUGCCCCGACCUCACUAACAAACCAGGCAACUGGGCUAAAGCAUUAGGAGAGAGAUUCUGUGAAAAGGACAAUAUAUUGCACUACUACGUAAACUCAGCGGGUGACGUCCACUUUGGAAUAAAUGGGGAAGACAAAGGUCUGUUCUUCACGGGUGUAGACACAAGAAAUCCGCUAUGGGCUCUCGUGGACGUUUAUGGAAACUGUACCGCCGUACAGUUCGCUGAUCCCCGCGUGCCGAAUCAAGUCAGAAGACCGAACCAGAGCCCGGUAGAAGAGGAGAGAUUGAUCAGCGGCAUGAGAUCUCUGAGCGUUGAAGAACCACUGCCUCCACCCAGAUAUGCCAAUCCCUUGGUACCUUUAAGCUUGCACAGAACCAAAGGAAGAAACGUUCAGUUCGUGAAUGAUAGAGGAGUAGCUGCAAGGGUUGAUGCUGAAUUCUGUCAAGGGUACGUGUUUACGGCGAGACCGAUGCGACCAGGGCAGACGAUCGUCGUACAAAUAUUGGCUACAGAGUCCGCUUACGCAGGAAGCUUAGCGAUAGGUCUGACAUCUUGCGAUCCGGCAAAUCUAAGGCCUAGCGACCUACCGGCAGACGCGGAAUUGUUACUAGAUCGUCCCGAGUACUGGGUCGUUCGACGGGACGCGGCAAACGGAUUGGGCAGGGGUGAUGAAUUAGCUGUGACUUUGACUGUGGACGGGGAAGUGAGGGUCAGCAGGAACGGAUCGACACCAAUGACCGUCAUGCACGUAGAUCACACGCUCAGACUGUGGGCUUUCGUGGACAUAUACGGGGCGACCCAGAAGGUCAGAAUGCUCACGUCACAGGCGGUGACGUCACCUCCACAACAACUUCGCUUAUUAGCGGGUGCAGCAGCGCCUAUAGCGAGCAGCGGUGGCACGGUGCUAGUUGUGAGUCUACCGCCGCAAAAUGCCGCGCAGAACGCUGCCAACCAUCAGCAGGGACUAACGCUUGCCAGUGCACAUUAUAUUGAGCCGAUCCAGGCAUCGUCACAGCUAUGUCUAGCCGGCCUCCAACCGGUAUCUAACCAGCCACCCUUGGGGCCGAUGCCGCAACCUUCGUAUCAACAGCCCAGACAAAGGACCGAAGCCCAAUGUAGUUCCACCACACAGAAUUCCUGCAACGAGAAAGUUCAAAUACCCAAUGGCCACGAACCUUUAAGGCUGGAGAGAUUAACAAACGGUCCGUCUACCAGCAGACAGCACCAACCAAUAUACUCUAUGAUAGCCGAGGGGAAUCUCACUGGAACAGAAUGUACUAUCUGUUACGAGAAUCCUAUAGAUAGCGUAUUAUAUAUGUGCGGACAUAUGUGUAUGUGCUACAGAUGUGCAGUCCAACAAUGGAGAGGUAAAGGCGGCGGUCAGUGUCCACUGUGCAGAGCGCAGAUAAAGGAUGUCAUUCGUACGUAUAAGUCCUGAUGUGUUUCAACUGCGUUAGUAUGCCAAAAAGGACUUUUAUUUUAGCUAAGAAUGUAUACGGUUUUGUAACUGUGUUUGUGAGAGCAUUAAAAUUAUGACAUAUUUGAUUACAUAAUAUAUUUAUUGAUUCGAUCUUAAUAUAUAUGACUCGUUUAAGUUUUUUUUUUAUAUAAGGGAUUUUCGCGGCAUAUUUCCGUUUGACGUUGAAUGGCGGCUGGAAGUAUAGACAAACUCGUUUUUAUAAGGAAACUUUUUAAGAGUCUUCUGAAUAGAAAAUUAUUUAGUUAUUAGUGUGUAAAAUCGACACCAAAAACAUGCAAUAAAGGCCUUUAAAAUCAUGCUAGCUUAAUUGUUAGUAAUAUUUUAAAGUUUCUACAUUGUAAUUAUUUGACAUGUAUUUAUUUCUUGAUGUAGCAGCUUUCAUCAAUACAAUAGUAUUGAGUAAAAAAACUCAACGCGCCACAAUAAAUAUAAACAUGAGCCUUAAGUCAUAAUAAAAAUAUGAUUUCGACAUAUCACAAAGACAUUUGGGCACUGUUUUAUAUUUUAUCUCGAUGUACGUUUUAAGCCGAUGAGUUCUUUUUGAGAAUCGAGGCUAUGUUAUAAAUAAACCCUUGUAAAUAUUCGACAGUUAUGCUAAGCAUAGUGUUAAGAAAUAGGGUACAUCAGUUCAUAAAUUAUUAUAAUGGACAGUUUUUCUUUUAAUUUUAUGGUUAUAAUAUCAAAUAAUCGACUUCUGUUCAACAAUAUCGAGGACGCCAAUUUUUUGCAUACUUAGUGAGGAACUUGACGUGUGAAAAAUAAGUCACGAAAGUGGACGUUAUCAAAAUAGGGAUGAUGACCAUUUUUUUUUGUUUCUCUGUCAGGCAGAUUAUUGAAAAAGAUUAAACACGCAUUUUUUUUAUUUUUUUGCGUAAUCAUUAAAUUACGGCGAUACAUUGAGUUAAAUUGUCACAUACGUCAUGCUUCUGUACAUUUUCUACAAAACUGUGUGUUUGUAUUUUUCUUUUAUUGACGCUUCGAACCGCUUACACAUAAGAUUAGAGUGCAUGUGAAAUUAUAAAAAAUCAACAAGCUGUUUCUUAUUAAAUUAAAGUAAAAAAAAUACGUAUCUAAUAUUUCUCUAUUAUCUGACUGACGGACCAAAUAGCAUUUCUUUUGUUACAGGCAUAUCCCUAUUUACAUUGAAAUAAACAUAUUCUGAUUUUGAGUCAUAAAAUCGCAUGAUUAUCUUAAAAUUAAAAGUCAAGUUUUUUUGUCUAUGUAUCACGUGACUAGAUCACUACCCGCUAUUGUGUGACGUCGCUCCGGAAACAUUUCUCCUAUUUGUCGUAAAAUGUCUGUUUAUUAUAAAUCAGAUUCCUAGAUGGCGCUGUUCUUAUCUUUUUAUUUUGUAGUCAGAUCUUCAGAUAGCGCUGAACUGGUCUGACUGACAGUUUAUAAUCUAAUUUUACCACAUUCUUUGCGUACAUAUCGGAAUGACGUCAUGAAUAUGGCCGACAGUGUUUUCGGUGUACCUUUACAAAAGUUUUGAUUUAAUUUUAAGGCAAGAAAAUAUGUUUGAUUUUCUAAAUCUUUUUCUAUUACUUAUUUAAAUGAGUAUAAAUACUUACAAGUAAUAUAUCAAAAACUAUCUAAAAUCUAGACAAAUAAUAGUAACUAUAAUUUAGCUACAUUUAUUUGACUAGUCUUAAAUAUAGACUUAGGCUGCAAACGAUAUAUUUACGUCCAUAUAAUUGGUGAUAGUGUGACAUAUUGCAUUUAAUAUUUUUAAAUGAAUAUCAUAAUAUAAUUUUACUUUUGUAUACUAAUGUUACCACCAAUAGGGUUGCUAUGUAAAAAUAAAAGAAAAAAUAACUCGAUUUAUUCCUUGUGUAUUUUACAGAAAUAUACAAAACGUUUUGUUUAAAUGUCACAUACAUAAAUGAAAUAAUAAAAAAACAAGGAAGUUCCUAUAAAUGAUUUUGUGCGAUUUUGUCAUACACCUCGAUCGAAUAUUUAACUAAUAGAUAUUUGCUAUUAGUAGAGUGCGCUACCUCGCUGUGUUGCCAGUGCUAAAAAAUUCGAAUCCAAAGAUGGUAAAAUCGAAUGAGAUCAUUUCGAAAUUAUUGUCAAUAAACGUUUUGCAAUAGCUUUAAAUUAUAUCAAAUGUAUAAUAAUGUAAUAGCUAUGUAUUAGAUUUAACAUUAAUCAUUCACUCUUUAUUGCGAAAUUAUUUAACAUUGAAAUUUAUUUAUGAUCAUUCCUUCACUUUGCUCAAAUUACUUUUUUUGAUUGAUGCAUAUCAUAAAUAGAUGUCUCGAUUAUGCUUAGACUUGACUACCAAUUUUAAAGCAUAGUCUUUUUAUAUAGCCUAGAUAAAGACUAUUACAUUUGUCCUGGUGAUAUAAAGAGAAAUGCACGAUAAACGCGAAGUUAGUCAAACUGGGGGUAAUACAUAAUCAAAACCAAAUAUUUAAAAUCGAACUGAAUAAAUAAUAUCUCUUCUCUUUACAUAUCUUUCUACUUGUAAACUUUCUUUUAAAAUCAUUCCUAUAUUUAGACGAUAAUAUUACCUACCAAUAAUUUUAUUAAUACCAAACCUUUGCAGCCAGUUUUUAUUGUAUUAUUAAUUUAUAAUUUUGCAUAAUUAAAUAACAGCAAUGCACCAAUUUUUUUAUUCAUUCACUUUGAAAUGAGAUGUGAAUGUGAAUGAAAAUAUUGUUGCCGUUCAAAUACUUUAGGGCAUAUUAAUAUUUAGUGACAUUUAUUUUAAUUUGUAAUGCAACAAACGUAACUGGGAAAGAGAAAGUUGUUGGUUGUAGCGAAAGAACGUGAUUUUUUUCAUUGAUUGAGAUUAAUUUAAUCACAGCUGUCUCUUUCUCAAAGUACCACAAUGAGAACUUUUAUAUACCAAAACAGUGUGACCAGUUUAAAAAAUAACAAAACCACGACUAUGUUUGAAGCCAAAUCUUGUGUAAGUUUAUUAGAAUUGUAAAUAUAAGUAAGAUCGUAAUGUUAGCACGAGUUAGUUUUCAUCCAUUUGAUCAAUCCACGAUAUUGCCAUUACUCUUAACUGCGCAAAAUGAUGAUUCAUUUGCAAACCAAUUACGUGCUAACGUUUCGUAAGACCAAGUUGUAUGUGAUAAUUUUUUUUAUAUGUAAUUAUACUUUUUUAUUAUUUUCCCAUGCUUGGUCCAUGUACAGCGUUGUCAUCUAGUCGUUAGUAAUUUAUUUCCCCCUUUUUUAAAAAAAACCUUUCCUGUAAACAAUGUUGGAUAUUAGAUUAAGUUUCUAAAUAAAAAUGGUUAUCUCGUAAUGUGGUGUUUUUUUUUUGCCAAACCUUGAUCAGGCGCUAUGUCCAUUAAUCCAAUUAUGCCACCCUCUUGAAUUUUAAAACAAAUAUUUAACCUAUCAAAUCCCUUAUUAAUCAAUCCAUUACGA